UGAGUUUCUCCAUGAAGAACAUUCUGGACUUACCUGGUGGUUCUGGUUCCGAUGACCAGGAGGAGGCCGACACCCAUGAGAGUUCCGUCAAGGCUCCUUUUGGACAGAACUGCGAACUACGCCGCCAGCUGCAGCUGUCAGUCCACCCGUGUCAGGACGUGUCCGUGGACGCACGGCAGGAAGCGGCGAGCGGCGAGGUUGAGCGGCGUGCAGGCGGCAAAAAGCGACGCGUCCUCUUCUCCAAAGCGCAAACGUCCGAACUGGAGCGGCGCUUCCAGCAGCAGAGAUACCUGUCUGCGCUUGAGAGGGAGCACCUGGCCGGCCUGAUCCAGCUGACCCCAAACCAGGUGAAGAUCUGGUUCCAGAACCACCGCUACAAGACGAAGAGAGCCCGGGCCGAACGCAGCUUGCAGGCGCUGCGGCUGCUGCAGGCGCGCAGGUGCGUCAUUCCGGUUCUGCUGCGGGACGGAAAGCUAUGUGAACAGGUCAGAGGUCAGAACCAGCUGUGCUUAGGUCUUCCUGUGUGGACAUACACACAGGUGCCGAACCCGGAGCAGACCCGCAUGGCUCAGACUUGGACCAGCUGGACCUGCUGAAACACCACAGCACCGGCCUGGUUAGGUGUUGGACAUUUCUGAUGUUUAUCGACAUUCUUUCUGUGUGUGUUAACAACAACAACAACAACGACACGUGAGGAAAC
Molecule: messenger RNA, 700 nt
Organism: Entelurus aequoreus (snake pipefish)
Lineage: Eukaryota; Metazoa; Chordata; Actinopteri; Syngnathiformes; Syngnathidae
Gene: nkx2.2b
Product: NK2 homeobox 2b
Exons: 2
Coding region: 12-596 (194 amino acids)
Biological process (GO): cell differentiation; regulation of transcription by RNA polymerase II
Cellular component (GO): nucleus
Molecular function (GO): RNA polymerase II cis-regulatory region sequence-specific DNA binding; DNA-binding transcription factor activity, RNA polymerase II-specific
Source: RefSeq, a predicted model, not a curated record